This is a messenger RNA of Microthlaspi erraticum, 2625 nucleotides long. Lineage: Eukaryota; Viridiplantae; Streptophyta; Magnoliopsida; Brassicales; Brassicaceae. The record is from the annotation of a GenBank genome assembly.
AUGGAAAAGCCUACAUUUCCUAGGAGGUUUUUCACCAAAGGUUCAGAUCCUGAAAGCGACAAAAGCAUCGGGUAUUACAGCAACAACACGAAGUUGUUCGCAGCUCUCACCACACUCUUGACCGAUGAUGAAUGGGCUGAGCUCGAGGAAUCUCCGCUCGGGGUAUUCUUCAGGUUCGUGAACAGCAAAUUCUCAUGGGCUUCAAUGAUUGUGAAGUGUAUGCUCAAUAUGCAAAUAGUGUGCAAGAAGCCCUUCGAGAUUUGGAGUGUGGUUGGCUCAAAUCCUGUAAGGUUUUCGUUGCACGAGUUUGAACACAUUACCGGUCUUAACUGCGAAUACAGAGAGAAUCUCAAGGCACCUCUGACUGCGGACAUAGAUGAGAAUGAAUUUUCUGAGUUUUGGGAGAAACUUGGUGUUCAUACCAAGUUUGGGCCUUCAGUUGAUAACCUCACCCGAGCAUGUGGGUGGGCCCAAGACUGGUCGAAAGAGGACAGAAAGAGGCUGGCUUAUUUAGCCGUCUAUGCUGGUUUCAUUGUUGGCGAGAGGCAAACUAUUGCCACACCGGUCGAGAUGGCAAAGCUAGUAAUGGAUCUUGAAGAGUUUGAAGGUUAUCCUUGGGGGAGAGUAGCUUUCUUGAAUCUCAUUGAAUCUGUAAAAUCUGCCAACCUCACCAAACACUACUACAUUAACAGGUUUGUCGAAGUGCUACAAGUGUGGUCGUACUACGCAAUGCCUAGCUUCGGUCAGGACUUCGGUGAGCCUGUAGUGGGUAGGGUAUCUCCGACUAUGAUGGCCUUCAAAGGAAUGAAAGGGCGCAAAAAUAUAAUGCAGACUCUUCUUGCGCAGGUUAAUUUCAACCAUAUGAUCAUGGUGGACAGGGAUAAUGCUUACCCUAGGUGGGACAACGACGUCGACGAUGAACACAUCGAGAAUGUGAUGAAGGCUUUUUACGGAGAGCUCGGAGGGACCUGGAGAUGGAAGCCUUCCGACUGGAUAUCCGAAGGAGUAAUCGUCUUGGAUAAGGUGAAGGAAGAGAAGGGAAUUGACAAGAAGAGGCAUCUGGAUUCGGGUCUAGGGCCGUCAAAGAGACCAUGCCCUGCCUACGGGAUCGAUGGACAUACCUCGGGAGCUAGUUGGGAUACAUUCCAGUCCACUGUGGCUGCAAUGUUUGAACAGUUCAGUAAGCAGCAGACAGGUGAGAUCGGUCUCCGUUUCGAUAGACUUGAUGAGAAGGUUGAGGUCCUUACAAGCAAAAUUAGUUGUAUGGAGUCGACCAUCGAGAAGCUUCAAAUUGUCAUGUCGGAGGAGGAGAGAGAAGCAAUGUUAAGCCCGACAAUGGUCCUGCGUUUUCUCCAGACGGGAAGCUUCCCGACGAGUCCGAAGCUGCAAAGGAGUAACUCGAACGCUGCGCAAAUUCUCUGCUCGUAUUGCAAAUUCUCUGCUCGUAUUGCUGCAAAACAAACAAUGGAUGAAUCUGAUAAGCUUGAGAAUCCUAAACUCCCUCCCAUUGCGUCCUCUGAGAGUGAGAGUGAGACUCCUGAGGAAGAGAGUUGCGAGCUUCUGAGAGAAUACUUCCCCACCAAGGAAGAGAAGAUUGCUGACCUCAAAAGAAGGCAACCGAAGGACACCGCAAAGGUUAUUGACGCGAAGGCAAGAAAGACAGAAAGACUGAGGACACUUGCACAGACGCAAAAUGGUAUAUAUGUGGGCAGCAGCACGGUCAAGCGAAUGUUCAGUAACAAAGAACCUAGAGGUCGUGGUUAUGAUCCCUUUCGGAAGGCGGAUAAGCAGAUGAAGGAGGUCGUCUUGGAUCAUUACAAGAGUUGUCCUGGACUAGGAAAAAAGAAGACCAUUAAGACCGUUCAUGACUAUCCACUACGCUUUUGGUGGUAUGACCUCCUAAAUCAGAACGAGUGGCUCAUUGACACGCACAUGAACGCUGCUGUCUACUUGCUGAGGACACGAUUGUUGGAUCACCCCGAAUGGUUUAGAAGUGACAGGUUUUGUUUGGUUGACACCACAUUUGGGCAAUAUUGGACGGCGAAGUACGACGAAUUCAAGAUGAUAGAGCCCAACGAACUUGGUGAAGGAAGACCACUGCCAACGCUAUCGUACGAUUACUACAAAGGUGUCUUACCAGAGCCUCGACCGACAAACAAGAUCUGGGGCGUCGACAUCGAUGAAUUGUACAUACCUUUCAACCUGAAUGGUGACCAUUGGGUUGCUCUAUUCGUUUCCUUGCCAAAGAGGCACAUCACCAUAUACGAUAGUAAACCUAGUCACGUGAAGCCGGGUCUUUUGGCUUCUCUAAUAGAACCUGUGACAGUGAUGUUUCCAUAUCUGAUGAGGCAGUUGGCGGAUGAAGACAAAAAGUACGAGUGGACUCUCGAACCGUUCACCUACGACCGUCCUAUCGACCAAGCUUCCGUGCCACAGCAGGCUAAUGGCAGUGACUGUGGAGUGUUCACACUAAAGUUUAUCGAGUGUCACGCCCUUGGUAUUGAGUUUCCUCAGACCUUGUGCCAUAAGAACAUACCAAGCCUUAGGCUGAGGCUUGCAUAUGACCUAUUCGAGGAGACAGGGGUCCGGGGACCAAAGGAGCGAGACUGGUCCGAGUUGGAUUAA